Messenger RNA from Gallus gallus (chicken), 3371 nucleotides. It is a transcript of the gene MAK, whose product is annotated as male germ cell associated kinase. NCBI's taxonomy places the organism in Eukaryota, Metazoa, Chordata, Aves, Galliformes, Phasianidae. The transcript has 14 exons. The record is from RefSeq and is a predicted model, not a curated record. Gene Ontology annotation, biological process: protein phosphorylation; cilium assembly; intraciliary transport. Gene Ontology annotation, molecular function: ATP binding; protein serine/threonine kinase activity. Bases 147 to 2108 code for a protein of 653 amino acids. Gene Ontology annotation, cellular component: cytoplasm; cilium; nucleus.
GUUAUGAGGAAACAUCCAGCAACCUUAGAGAAAUCUUCCUGAUAGCCUAAAAAAAAAAAAGUCAGAAGGCAAAAAAAAUCCUUUAAAAAUACAGAAGACAUCCAGAAUUUCAUAAGCCUUUGGCUAUUGUAGUUUAAUAAGAGAAAAUGAACCGUUACACAAUCAUGAAGCAGCUGGGUGAUGGCACCUAUGGCAGUGUCUUGAUGGGGAAAAGCAAUGAAUCAGGAGAGCUUGUGGCCAUCAAACGAAUGAAAAGGAAGUUCUAUUCAUGGGAUGAGUGCAUGAAUUUGAGAGAAGUCAAGUCUCUGAAGAAGUUAAAUCAUGCCAAUGUAAUAAAAUUGAAAGAAGUCAUAAGAGAAAAUGACCACCUUUACUUUGUGUUUGAAUACAUGAAGGAAAAUCUCUAUCAAUUGAUGAAGGACAGAAACAAGUUGUUCCCUGAGUCAGUCAUCAGAAACAUGAUGUAUCAGAUAUUGCAAGGGUUAGCUUUCAUCCAUAAACACGGAUUUUUUCAUAGAGACAUGAAGCCUGAAAACCUUCUUUGCAUUGGUCCAGAACUUGUAAAAAUAGCUGAUUUUGGUUUGGCUAGAGAGCUGAGAUCUCAGCCACCAUAUACAGAUUAUGUGUCCACCAGGUGGUACCGUGCUCCUGAAGUUUUGCUGCGAUCAUCUAUUUAUAGCUCACCUAUUGAUAUUUGGGCAGUUGGCAGCAUAAUGGCUGAAUUAUACACACUAAGACCCCUUUUCCCAGGCACAAGUGAAGUAGAUGAGAUCUUCAAAAUUUGCCAAGUAUUAGGGACUCCAAAGAAGAGUGACUGGCCAGAAGGAUAUCACCUCUCUUCUGCCAUGAAUUUCCGUUUCCCGCAGUGUGUCCCUAUAAGUUUAAAAACUCUCAUCCCAAAUGCAAGCAGUGAAGCCAUACAGCUUAUGAGUGAUAUGCUGAACUGGAAUCCAAAGAAGAGACCUACGGCAAGUCAGGCACUGAAGUACCCAUACUUUCAAGUUGGCCAAGUUUUAGGACCUCCUCCACAGUAUCUGGAGAAGCAGACUCCUAUUAAACCAGUGCAGCCAACAGAACCAAAGCCAACUUUACCCAAACUGGAAGCUGUAUCCAAGCCAGAACCUCUGUCUUCCCCUGAUGAACCUGACAAAACACAGCCACAGCCCCUGUCAAAGGCUAAUCACCAGCCUCUCCAGCAAAUUCAGUUGCCUCAGAAUACAGCUAACCAGCAAGUAUCAAAACAGCAGCAGACACAGGCACAGCCUUUUUUUCCAGCUAUCAGUAAAGACUCAUCUGGGAAACAAGCAGCUGGUGGCCCUCAGAAUGGCACAGUAGGUCCUAAAAGUUGCAGGAGACGAUGGGGUCAGACUUUGAUAAAGGCUGUGGACAGCUGGGAUGAGUUGGAUGAUGCUGAAUUUGGAAUGUCAUGUUCCAAGAAGCCUAGCAUUGCACUGUUAAAAGAAAAGAAAAACAAGGAAUGUCCUUUUAGUGUGCCAGAACCAAAAGCUUCACACUGUAUCCAGCCAGGAGUGGAAAAUAAAGUUCUGAUGAGAAAUGAUUCUGGAAGAUCCAAUACAUCAGCAAAACAGUACUAUCUAAGACAAUCAAGAUAUCUGCCAGGUGUAAAUCCUAAGACUGUCUCUUUAGUAGCAGUCAAUAAAGAAGGAUCUCAGGGAACCUGGAACAACCAGCUGUUUUCCAAGCCAUUGGCACAUGUUGGAGAAGGAUUGCAUUUCAACAGAAACAAUACAGAAGAGAACUUAAUUAUACCCAUUGAAAAACUAUCAUGCAAAGAAAGAUUGAAUGAAAAAUUAGAGGAUCCAAAAGGAAAUUCUGACUUUGUGGGAGGAGCUGCUUACAACCCAUCAGGAGGAUACAUCCCCUCCUUUCAUAAGAAAGAAGUUGGAUCAGCUGGACAACGGAUACAGCUAGCUCCUAUUGGUCCGUCUGUAUCUGAUUAUUCCUGGAAAACCAAAGCUGCUCGUGCUCAGUUAGCAGGCCCUACUUACAAUUCAGCAAAAAACAUGAAUAUUUUAUCUCAUGCACCAGCAAUUCAGCCAGUACAUGGCAGAACAGACUGGAUGGCUAAAUACGGAGGACACAGAUAGAAAAUGCCAUCCUGAACAAAGCUCACACGAUACCCGCACAGUUCUCCUGCAUGAGAAGCCCGAAAUGCCUAUUUGCUCUCUAUCCUUUCCUGAAACUAUGCAAUAGUAAAGACAAGAACAAACAAAACCUUGUGUUCUACUACCUAUGGAUGAAAAAAAGAGGUCACAUAAUAUUUAAAAUACUGGCUAUAAAGUAGGAUUUCAUAAAGUAUUGUACAACACAUCUUGCCAAAUCUACCAUGUAUUUGAAAGUAAUGAGCAGUAGAUUUCACCUGACAUUUUUCUAUAGAGGACUUCCUGUCAGCAUACUCUUAAAAACAACUGCUUUUGUUCUUUGCCCUGUGCAAAAUCCACCAUUGACAUAAGCUGCUUUCAUGUACUCAAGUAGCCAGAAUUAGAGCUAAAGCAGAGCAGAACCAGGCUCCAAGCUGAUACACUGCUUCCUUCCUGGAAAUAUGAAAGUAAAAGCACAGACUGGGCUCUGUGAAGAACACCAGUGUCCUACAAGGAUUUCAGAACUCACCUGUACCUAACGAGUUGCUCAGGGUCUGCAAUGUGUAAAUGCACUGAGAACUUGUAGCUGGCCAUGAGCAAUAUGCUGACAGACACUGCACAUGGAACAUCUGAUGAUGCGUGCCAGCAGCAACACUGGAAAACAGCUCAGCAAGUACUGAAUGCUGCAGUUACCUCACCAACCUAUAGUGACGCUUAAAACUUGACUCUACUGUUAAAAGUUAGCUUAUGACCAUUUUCAGUUGAAGAUCUGCAGAGAUUUACAUCUCCCUUGUCAAAGGCAUAUCAUCACAGUGAUGUUUUAAGGAAUCCAAAUAACUGCAGUCUCAUCAACUGUUCUAAUGGUGAAUUAGCCAAAAAGAAGCAUAAGUGGUUGCUAAGCAUCUUACUGGGUGAUGGUGCUAAACUGCAGCCUUCUCUGUAACUUAAAGAGGUCACAUGAAUUAUGCGAGGGAGGAAAUAAAGCUUCUUUUCAAAGAGGUUACUUUCUGUUUUAGGUCUUAAAGGCCAGCUUAAGUCCCCGAGAACACACACAAGCUUUAAUAAUGCAAUACCUCAAUGUUUGUAUGCUCAUAUCAUACUUUCCUUGGCAUCUAUGCUAAGUUUUACAGUCAAAUCUUGCAAAGCACCUUCCAACGUACAAUAAAUAUAUAUUUUUUUAAUGUUGAUCUAGGCUACUUCUGUUCACAGCUGUGUUUAGAAUAGAAGUUUGGGACUGAGUAGUCACAUUAAACCUGCCAUUCUAAAAUA